UUCUCCAAGGAAAAGGCAAAAACAAAACAAAAAAAUAUGACCAAAAUUAAAAAUUUCACCGGCUUCUUCAAUUUCUCUUAGGACAAACAUCAAACACUUUGAUUGCAUUUCUACUAUGAACCCUGCAGCUGUAAUGGCGAAUUCUGCAACCCUCACUCUAUCGUCCCCUGAGCCUCCGCAAAGCAGGAUUGCCCCAGUCUUCCCAUUUUCUUCAUCUUCAUCUUCGUUUCUUGCUGGUGGGACCCAUUUGCGGAGUCACAAGAAGUUCAUCUCUGUCUCCUUAUCUUCUUCUUCCUCUCAGUUCAGCAAGAAGAUUUCAGCAAGGCGGUUUGGAAGAUUGGUUGUGGCUGCAGCUGAUUAUUACUCUACUCUUGGGGUCUCAAAAUCUGCUAGUGGUAAGGAAAUUAAAGCCGCUUAUCGGAGGUUAGCUCGGCAGUACCACCCUGAUGUAAACAAGGAACCUGGAGCAACUGAGAAGUUUAAGGAGAUCAGUGCUGCAUAUGAGGUGCUAUCAGAUGACAAAAAGAGAGCUUUAUAUGAUCAAUAUGGUGAAGCUGGAGUUAAUAGUUCUAUGGGGGGACAAGCAGGGGCUUAUACGACAAACCCUUUUGAUUUAUUUGAGACUUUUUUCGGACCUAGUAUGGGUUUCCCUGGAAUGGAUGCAACUGGUUUUGGAACACGUCAGCGAAGUACUGUCACUAAAGGUGAAGAUUUACGUUAUGACAUAAGACUCGAGUUCUCAGCUGCUAUAUUUGGAGCAGAAAAAGAGUUUGAGCUUUCUCACCUUGAGACAUGCGAAGCUUGUGCUGGUACUGGAGCAAAGACAGGCUCUAAAAUGAGGAUAUGCUCAACAUGUGGUGGCCGUGGUCAGGUUAUGAGAACUGAACAAACACCUUUUGGAAUGUUUUCGCAGGUUUCAAUAUGUCCAAAUUGUGGCGGCAAUGGUGAAAUGAUCUCUGAGUACUGUCGUAAAUGUUCUGGUCAGGGGCGGAUUCGAGUGAAGAAAGAUAUCAAAGUCAAAAUUCCUCCUGGAGUCGGCAAGGGCAGUAUUCUCAGAGUUGCUGGAGAGGGUGAUGCUGGACCAAAGGGAGGACCACCUGGAGAUCUUUAUGUAUAUCUUGAUAUUGAAGAGAUACCAGAGAUUCAACGAGAUGGCAUAAAUCUCUCUUCUACUGUUUCAAUUAGUUAUUUGGAUGCUAUAUUAGGAACAGUUACCAAGGUUAAAACGGUUGAAGGGCUUACUGAUCUCCAAAUUCCUCCUGGCACUCAGCCUGGGGAUGUUCUUGUCUUGGCAAGAAAAGGUGCACCUAAAUUGAACAGGCCAUCAAUACGCGGUGAUCACUUGUUCACCGUUAAAGUUAGUAUACCAAAAAAGAUAAGUUCACAAGAACGUGAAUUGCUUGAAGAACUUGCUUCUCUAAGUAGUAAACCUGGCAAACGUUCAAAAACUCGCCCUAACGUUCAGCAAACCACUAAAACUGUAAGCGAAACAGAUUCUGCUACGAAUAAUAGUGAGGAAUCCGAAGAACAGAACGACUUGUGGAAGAAGUUUACAGAUUUUGCUGGGUCUGUUGCAAAUGGAGCACUAAAAUGGUUGAAAGACAACCUAUAGUCAUCCUUGUGGUCAGGAGAGUCCCAUUAGGUGCCUGCUUUUUCUUGCAACGCAUAUCCUAUGCUUUGGGCGCCUCGCUUAACAAGCAAAGAUGGACGGUGCGGCAUUGUUUGCUUCGAACUGAAUCUUUCUCAAGCUCUGUUGAAGAAACUGAGGAAAACACUAGUUGCCAUUCUUUUAUUUUUUUUUUUGGGUGAACCCUGUAAAUCUACAUUGCUUGCAAUUACACUUAG
This is a messenger RNA of Coffea eugenioides, 1845 nucleotides long. Its product is annotated as chaperone protein DnaJ. The record is from RefSeq and is a predicted model, not a curated record. Lineage: Eukaryota; Viridiplantae; Streptophyta; Magnoliopsida; Gentianales; Rubiaceae. The transcript is spliced from 11 exons. The coding region runs from base 116 to 1612 and encodes 498 amino acids. Gene Ontology annotation, cellular component: cytoplasm. Gene Ontology annotation, biological process: response to heat; protein refolding. Gene Ontology annotation, molecular function: ATP binding; heat shock protein binding.